GCAGAUCUUCCGCGUCCAGUUUCAUUGCACGAAGGCGAACACCAAGGAGGUUCUCGAGACGUCAUUGCAUUUCCCCCUCUAUAGCUAUUUUCAACCUUUCAGCGCUGAUACUCUGUAUAAUACAGAUUUAGUCGUAAGUGUUGGUGCGAUACGUUCCAAGUCGAGGACAACUGCCACGCAGACCACCUCCCUUGGACGUUCACGGCCUCUGACUAGCCCAAAAAGGUAGCAAAAAUAAUCCACCCUUGUGUAUUUACAUUUGCAAACAUGGGAGAGCUACCCCGGGCCGCCCCUAAGACCCCCAUCACCUAUCGCUACUACCAAACGGGGGAAUGCGCCGUGUCCUCCAAAACAUGCCCUCGCUCAACAGGCUGCCGCACAGCGCCCAUUCUUACCCCAAUUUAACACGAAUCCUGCUAUGAAGCUGACAGACAGUCUCAUAUUUGUCCCAUCUGUGCGUUGGAAACUGCGACGAACCGCCUCCCGACUAGGCACCGCUACCAGCCUGGUACGUGUAUGCAGCGCACGGUCAUCAUGAAACGCGCCUCAUUGCUAUUUGGCACUGAGGGCAGGUAAUGCAGCCACGAUGCGUCCGAACUGCUGCUGCUCUUGUCAUUGGUCAAUGGGAAAAUGUUAAUCAAACCAGGCUAUGGAAACUCGUCGUGUGGCGGCUUCGCUUCAACGCUGUAUGGGACGGGCCUGCGACAUCCUCCCCCUCUCCCGAAACUGGUGAUGAAAGGGUCAAGAAACUUUGCAGUUUCCAAGCGUACUGCUCCUGCAGCUACCGCUGCUGCUGUAAGAUGAUUCCAAGUUCCAAGAGGCAACGGUACCAUGUCCAGGAUUCUAUAAAGAUGGCCAGCAUUACCAUCUCAUCAUCUCUUUUCCUCCUCAUCAUCACAAACAACUUUCCUUCUCUCCCUCUUCUCUCUUUCAGAACAGAAAUCUUGGCAGCACUCUGGUAGUGUCUACAUUCAUUCACUUUUACAACAAACAACUAUACAACACACUCGACUGUUUUCGACAAAUCAAUAUCAGUCUUUUCUUUCAUCUUUCAACCCACAGUCUUUCAACGACACUACCAAUCACAUUCAUUCAUUCAUUCAUUCAUUCAUUCACAAUGCACGCCAAGAUUGUUCUCAUUACUGCCCUCGCCGGCAUGGCUUCUAUUGCUACCGCUGCUCCUGCUAUCGACGUUCGCGAUGUUACUCCCGACCCCGCGGGUGCUAAGAACAAGGGUAACGGAGCCGGCAAGCAAUUCAUUACCGGUGCCUGCGAAAGCGAUGCCGACUGCGCUUCCAACUGCUGCGCUGCUCAGUCCAGUGGCGCCCAGGCUACUUGCUCCGGACCCGGUGCUGCUUUCCAGAACGGAAAGAUGGGCUGUGGAAGCGCCGGUAAGGGCAAGGCUUCUGCCCCUGCUGCUCCUCCUGUUUCCGCUCCUGCUACUGGAGGUGGUGCUCCCGCUGGCGGCGUCACCCCCGACCCUGCAGGUGCUAAGAACAAGGGCAACGGAGCCGGUAAGCAAUUCAUCAGCGGCGCCUGUGACAGCGAUGCCGAUUGCGCUUCCAAGUGCUGUGCCGGCCAGUCCAACGGUGGCCAGCCGGUCUGCUCUGGCCCUGGAGCUGCUUUCCAGAACGGAAAGAUGGGAUGCGGCUCCGCCGGUAAGGCGGGUGGCUCUUCUGCUCCCGCUGCCCCUCCCGUUAUGGUUGCUCCAGGCUCUGCUCCAGUGACCCCCCCUGUUUCUGCCCCUGCCGGCGGUAGUUCUUCUUCUGGCGGUGGUGUCCAGGCCAAGGAUGUCUAUGUCGUCUACAACGGUGAUGGCUCCGAGCAGGCUGGCUGGCCCGGAGAGUCCAAGUGGGCUACCUUCGACUCCCUCUGGAACAUUAACCUUCCUUUCAUUCAAAAGGCUUGCACCAACAACGCCCAAAAGGGCGCUGAUAACAGCGCGGCCGAAACCGACGCCAUCAAGAGUGCCCUUCAGAGUGUUGCCAAAGAGGUUGGUCUCGACCCCCGCAUUGGACUUGCCAUCAUGAUGCAAGAGUCCAAGGGAUGUGUCCGCAUCCAUGCCACUCUGAGCCCUCCCCCCGACUUGAUUCCCAACCCUGGUCUGAUGCAGUCUCACGACGGCGCUACCUGCGAAGGCGUUAGCCCAUGCCCUCCGGCUACCAUUGCACAGAUGAUCAAGGAUGGACUUGGUGGUACCCCCAAGGGUGACGGCAUGGUCCAGACCAUCGCCCAGGCUAAGAAGGAGCUCGGUGCUAGCGGUGCCCAAGCUGUCUAUGGUGGUGCUCGUGUGUACAACAGUGGCAGAGUCCAAAAGGGCGACCUCAACAACGGCUUCACUGCUACUCAUUGUUACGCCAUGGAUGUUGCUAACCGCCUGACUGGCUGGAUCGCUUCUGAGACCAAGUGCAAGAACACCUAAGCAAUGGACUAGUGAAUUAACUGUGGCGUUUUGACUGGGGUUUUCUUUUUUGGAUUUUACUUUUGAGAAUUAGCAUAGCGAGCGAGUACAAGGACAGGCUGGGCCGCCCUACUAUCAUGAUUUGGGCUAUUUACACGAGCCAGAUAGAAUAAUAUCAACGCCUUUCAAAAUUGGCUUACCAAAGUUUGGAGUUUCUUUAUCCUUUUUAGUUAUACCUGAAAAAUAGAAGUCUGAACAUUGACACCCGC
This is a messenger RNA of [Torrubiella] hemipterigena, 2670 nucleotides long. The record is from the annotation of a GenBank genome assembly. Lineage: Eukaryota; Fungi; Ascomycota; Sordariomycetes; Hypocreales; Clavicipitaceae.